This is a messenger RNA of Manduca sexta (tobacco hornworm), 5574 nucleotides long. RefSeq lists its product as uncharacterized. The record is from RefSeq and is a predicted model, not a curated record. NCBI's taxonomy places the organism in Eukaryota, Metazoa, Arthropoda, Insecta, Lepidoptera, Sphingidae.
AUGACAUUUUAAAUUAAGAAUCGGUAAUUGUCACAAUCAGUCACAAUGAUUUUUGUCAUUUGAAAGUCAGUCUAAAUUAUGAGUUUUAAAAAUAUAUGAAAUAAUCAUAAAUAUUUAAGAUUUACACUAUCAAUAAAUAAACAAUAUGAGUAAGAAAAGGCGCCAUUGCAAGUGCCCACCUAGAUUACAAAAAGUAUGUAAACGUGCCAAACUGACCGACUGCAAAGAUGUUGAAGAAAUUAUCGAAGCUCUUACUUUUGACGAGGAAAGCACUAGAAAAAAUAAAAGCUCAAGUGCACCAAAAUUCAAACUUAAACCGUUCAAACCGAAACACUACAGAGACACUUGUGUUCCUAUGGCGCCAUCUAUGCACACACGACUACGAUAUAUUGGACAUUGUGCAUUAGAAGCACCAGGAACUUCUAAUAAAAAAGCCAGGCAAACAUUUGGUGGGUUUGAAUUCACUUCAACAUCAGAUGAAGAAGAAAUGUCUAGUGGCAUUCUAAGGAAAGGAAAAAACUGAAAAAUAUAAAAACGAGUUAGAUAUUUCGAUUUGCUACCCGGAGAUAUAAUGUUGCCUACUCCUGUACCAAUCAUCAAGCAUACCUCGUCAGAUAAAUCAAUUUUAAAUGUACCAAGCCCCAAAACCAGCGGAGACGUGAUUCAAGCCCAAAGAACUUCAGUUAAACCUGGGGAAAACGUGCCCCCCAUACCUCCUAAAUCCGGACACGAAUUAUUUAAACCACACAGCGGUAUUGUUAUCAAUCGUGAUAAAGAAUUUGUCCCCGAUGUCGUACACGUUCCCGGUCCUAAGGGUCAAAGACCAAAGAAAGCAAAGGGAAAGCCUUGCCACAAGGGCGGGAUAUGUCAUAGAAAAACGUGUCCUAGGAAGAAAUGUCGGAAAAACGCUGCAUUGAAAAAACGGCAAAUGGAACGAAAAAUGAAAGGAUCGUCUUCCGACGUUCCGUAUACAUCUUUGGGCGUCACUGACGGUAAACCACGAGCUAGAGGUACACAAAAGCAUUUGAAAGAUGAUGAUUCUGUAUGCGGCUUAGACGAAAUACCGAAGCCAGAACAUGUGCAAAUACCCGCAAAUCUAAAACGAGGAACUUUGCAAACUCAUUCUUUGACAGUUUUGCCUUGCACUAAAGAAAGGCGAACUGAGCUUCAUUACGGUAUUUUGGCGGGAUCGUUUAAUAUGUACGACGCAAAAUUCGGAGCUAGAUCGAGAGGCAGACAGGCACUAACGAUGAGUGUCAUGGCUUACUGUCUAGCAUUCCACUACCAUCCUAAGCAAUGGACCAUGAAGCUUGUCGACAACUUAGUUGAAGCCGGCGAUCAAUGGUAUAUACAGUGUUUAGACAAAGUCCACGAUCAUUCUGCAGUACAAGGCAUGUGCGAAGUUUUGCCCUUUGAAAAACAAACAUUGGUACUUAAUGGGAAACGAAUGCAAGUGUUAUUGGGCGAACCUGACAUUGUGGGAUACACGAUGUCUUUGGAUCCUACAGUUUAUAAUUUAUGCAGAGGAUUAAGAGUUUUCUUUAAAGAUAACCGUGCUGGUAUUUUGCUAACAAGGGUUUUAAAAGUAGUGAUAUGGAAGGAUAAAGUAUGUUACUAUGUAUUCGAUCCAGCGGGUAGGGAUGCAAGAGCCUACUCGAAUUAUGCCAACGGCGCUGCUGCCCUAAUAAACGUUAAAGAUUUAGAUUCAGUUGCAGAAGUUCUGCUAGCGCGUAGCAUAGUGGCAGAUCAAAAGUAUGUUUUAGCACCCGUGAAAGUUUUAAAGAUGGCCGAUGAAAAAUGUGACGAAGAUUUCGAAUCGGAUAAAGAACUUACUCAAGCUGAAAAGGCGAUGAUGGGAUACAGAAUUCUAAAUGAAAAUUGUGCCAUAGUGAAUGCUAAUAUGCAUUUAGGCGACAGAUGCUUCGAAGAGUCUAAAUUUAGACAGGCGCUACCUAUAGCUAUUGUGGCAAUGACAUACGCGAAAAUAUCUCCGCCUAAUACCUGGUUCACUAAAACACUGGAUAAAAUAUUGCGUUUGGGCAAUAAACUGUUUGUUGACUGUUUACAUCCCAAAGUAAUGAUUGAUUUGACUAUCGACAAUAUUCCUAAUGAAAUAAUUGUCGGUCCGUAUGCGUGUGAAAUAAUCAUAUACAGGGAAAGGGUGAAAGGGCAGCUUUUCACUACUAAAGAGUGCUUAUUCAAUAUUAAAACUGGUUUGGAAGAGUUUUUUGGUCAUGAGUAUAAUAGUGGCAUUCUGGAAUUUAACAAUUAUUGGCUUGGGGUUUGGAGACAGAAGGAUAUGUUUUACUUAUUUGAUCCAUACCCGCGCACUAAUGAUGGGCAGAGGUCCGUCAACGUCGGCAGGGCUUGUUGUUGGAUGCUACUAAAUACAGAAAUAAUGGCGAAUAUCUUUAAGAAAAAUUGGGAUUAUUUACCGGCUACGACACAGUUCUAUAUUCAUGCUUUCAAAGUUUUGAAGUUGAAAAAAAGAGAACCAAAGAUGCAAAUCGUUUGUACUUUGAGUGAUGAAAUGCUAACCGGCUCGAAAGGAAAAUCUAAACGGAAAGUGUUGCACAUGAGUCAAGCUCAAGGAGACGGCAAGGAAAUAUUUCACGAUGUUUUACCAGCACAGAACUGGGAUGAUAAGCAUGAAGGGCCUCAAGUUGACGAAGAGCAGAUGGGUGAUAUUAUUUCCUUAGUUGAUAGUAUACAAGAAGAUUAUUUACCUCCAAUACCUUUAAAGUACAAAAAUAUGGAACCGGAAGACCUCAUACCAAAAGUCGCCAACUUAGAUUCUCCAACGGUAUCUGUGACACAAAUUGUUCCCUCCAGAUGGCCAAAGCCGCGCGAUAAGACGAACGAGCCGCCUGAGCCCGAUCCCGACCCAGAGCCGACACCACCGCCUACACCGCCGCCCAUGCCCGUACCCGAAGGAGCGGGUGAAGAGGAAGAAGAAUUGGGCGAAGAAGAAGAGGAUGAGGAAACCAUGAAGAAAAAGAAAGAAGAAGAAGAGAGAAGAAAAGCUGAAGAAGAGGAGGCUCGCAGAAAGGCCGAAGAAUUACCGCCACCGCUGCCUCCCCCACCGCCCUCGCCCCAGCCAGAGCCCGAAGUACCGCUUGCACCAGCUCAAAUCAUAGAAGAAGAAGUUCAAACAAUGCCACCAGCUAAUGUUGAUCGCCGCGUGCUUCUCACUGAAGACGCUAAAUAUCGUUUUAAACUAAGACAGAUAAGGAAGAAAAUGACCACACCACUUGCAGAGGACAAUUUAGAAACAUCACCCUCUGAAGAAUUGAAAAAACCGAGUAAUUUUAAACAAUUACCCGAUAGUACGCAGAUUGUUAGAGGUUCAUCUGCUAUUACGGAAUCCGACGCCUUAGAUAUUCUACCAUUUUCUGCAAUAAUGGCCAUAGUUACAUCAUACAAGUACAAUACAAAUUCUUGGACAAGUGGUAUUGUUAACUUCGUAGUUGACACGGCGAAAAAAUUAUACCAGAAUAAACAAGAAAAAUUCCAGAUGGCUCCUGCACACAUAAUACCUAAAAUUGGUAUCGGACAUCAAGCCUAUCAUGCAAAUAUUGACGUGGUUGGCGAAGGUGCUACUUGGCAACUUGAAGACAUUUUGACGAGGAAAUUCUUUAUCAAAUACGACCGUGGUAUGAUCACCACUUCUACUUACAGUUGCGCCUUUUUCAAGAAAAAUGGUCUCUAUUAUUUAUUUGAUGGAAGUCCUUGCAACGCAAUGGGUUUACGAGACGAAACCAAUAAAGGAAAAGCUUGCUUUUUGCGCUUUCAGUCAUUACAUGACCUUGUUAGCAGAAGUAUGUACAACAAAGACGGAAAAACCGAAGACCAACAAUUCGUCUUGAGCAGAAUCUUGGUGAGGAAACUUUUGACGGAGCCACGAGUUAAACUUCCAGAAGAUUACGAUUAUAUCACAGGGACAACUAAAUCGAAGAAAUCAAAACCAUCUAUUGUAUCUUCUGGGAAAGGUUCCGAUAAAAAAAGUUCUAUUGAGGUAAGUGAGCCUAAAAGCCAGACUGCCGUAGGAUAUCAAUUAAUAGACGGAAUGUACAGAAUAGAAGGAACCACAUCACUAAAGGAUAGAAAACCGAGCUCCGAUAUAAAGCCUUGUCACUUUGUAAGUUUAAUAGCUAUGUUGAUGGCAGCAAUGCAUCCCAUUAGAACCUGGGAUCACAUAAUGGUAGAUACUUGCAUAGAAAAAGGUUUAGAAAUAAACGAGAAAGCAACAAACUUAAAUGUUUGUGAAAAAAGGACAAUUAAAAAUAUAAUUUUGGAUGGAAAGUUCAUUAAUAUUAAUAUCAAGAAAAUUAUUGUCAUAAAUGAAAACCCUGAGAAGAGACUUGAACAAUAUUUAAAAGCUGUGUUAAGACGACUUCGUUACGUUAUUAUACGGUUUCCGCAAUGCAGCAUGGUUAUAUGUCAAACAGAUGGAUAUUAUCAUCUCUUUGAUCCUUACCCACCGCCUAGCGAGGAGCCCCCUAAGACUGAAGAAGGCAAAGAGAAAAUUAAAGAUGAAAAACCAAAGGUUAGUAAAAAAGGAAGUUCUGUAGCGACUUGGACUUUAUAUCGCUCUUUGGAUUCAUUAAUACAUAGAAUAAAGAAAGUUGUAUGUGGAAGAACUGCCGAUACCCCAGAGUUUUAUACGUUCGAAUUAACUUCUGUAACUGCUCCUCGCCACUCCGCAUUGAAUUAUAGACUGAGUCCUCUAUUCAAACCUGAUGACAAUCCUAACUUACCCUUUUAUUUGGAGAGAAAAAGAAAAAUACGGCCCGUUGUCGAUGAAAAAAUGUACUGGUUAAAUAUUUCUUCUAUUCCAUGGUCAAGAAUGAAUUCUGUGAAUGACCUAGGAUUUGAAAGGAAAACUCCUAAAACGCUGUGGAAGGAUUGGGAUAUCGAAUUUCCCGGAGAUCUUUAUUCAUUGUGGGGCACAGUUCACCCCUUAGAUAAAAAAUUCGAGGAGAGCCACCAAGGCAGGCAGUAUCUUGCCACGUGUGUUGUAGCGCUCGUGAUGACUCAAGCAUGUAAUCUAAGCGCUUGGACUAGCGGGUUCCUGGAUGGUAUUGUUGAGUCUGGCGAUAAGUACCAUAAAAAAUGUGCCAGCAAAAUCGGCUCUGAUAAAAAUCAUGAGAUAACCGUUAACGACUUGGACAGCAAGUUUGAUGAUAUGUAUCCCUAUUCGUUUUCCGUUAAAUUUGAGAAAAUCAUAUUCGGAUUUGUAUACAACAUACUGCCCGACCGUUUUAAUCUUAGCAAAGCUUUAUCUUAUUUCUUUGAAAAGAAUAAUUUAGGUCUGCUAGUUAGCCCCACGAAGAAUUUGGCGUUUGGGCGAUCGGGAGCAUCGUACUUUAUGUUUGACUGUCAAAGUCACGGUGCGCCAAUAUUUUGUCCAGGACAAGGAGCGGCUUACAUAUUGAAAUGUGAAAGUCUUAAUAGACUAAUUUACUGUAUGACAUUGACUUUGAAUAUCAGAAGACAUGGCCAACAAUUUCAUUUAUUUAGUGUAGCAAUAACGUUGUCUGAAAAACUAAAAUAAAUAAUCUAUCUGAAACAAGA